Molecule: messenger RNA, 1323 nt
Organism: Poeciliopsis prolifica (blackstripe livebearer)
Lineage: Eukaryota; Metazoa; Chordata; Actinopteri; Cyprinodontiformes; Poeciliidae
Gene: airim
Product: c19h1orf109 homolog (H. sapiens)
Exons: 4
Coding region: 366-956 (196 amino acids)
Cellular component (GO): cytoplasm; nucleus
Source: RefSeq, a predicted model, not a curated record
GGACGCGCAGUUCCUCUGCAGAAAAUGGCUCUUUGGGUCGAAUCGCAACCUACAGGUUUUCUGUUUGGGAUUUCAAGAUGUUCCACAAAUUGAAUAUUUCACAGAAAAUAAAAUUCAAGUUGUUGAUUUUCCACGUUUAAGGUACAUUGAAGGCACCACAGAUUCUUGUUUACAUCAGCAGACCGGAAACGGUCCGAAGCGUCAUGGCGAGCGCGUGUCGCAGCUUAGUGGCUUGAAGAGGAAAGUAUUUGGGUCUUUAAGUCUUAGCUGGACCCCGCAUUGAGUUCUGGUAAGUGAGUCAUUUGACCUUUAACCUUUGUGGUGUCCUCUAGUGGACUCGUGUCUGUCAUGAAGCUCCUGGCCAGAUGUCCCUGCAGGCGGCGGUCAGGAGGAGCUUCACGGCUCUGCAGGACCAGCGGGCCGCGUGGAGGAGCGAGCUGGAGGAGUGCCUCCCCCUCAUGGAGGCUCUGGGGAACCUGGGGGAGCAGAUGGAGGCUUUGUCCCGGGUCCGGCUCCCCGACACGCCGCUCCGGGCCUUCCCGGACCUCCAGGAGCGGCUGCAGCUGCAGCUGCUGCAGGCUGUGGACCUGCUGCUGCAGAGACUCGGGGACAGGAUGUCUCGCCUCCAGUCCAUCAAGGACUCCGUCGGCGGCCAUGUUUCUGCCGCCCUACAGCUCUAUCAGGACGCCGCAGACACUUUGGAUGUUGCGGCGGCGACGCAGCGCUCCUCCGCCGCUCCGUCGCUCGCUGACAUGCUGGAAUGGCUUCAGGACGCCGAGCGUUUCUACAGACGGCAGUUCCUGCAGAGGAAGAGUCUGCUGCUGACGCUGAGGCGGGACGACCGCGCGCGGCUGGAGGGCGCGGCCACGGCCUGGAGGAGUCUGGACUCUCCUGAUGCAGAGCAGCAAGUCACAGAUCAUCUGUGCAGAGUGGCUUUCUUCCUGGAGUCCCAGUGAUCCGACCCCGGAGCCGCUACCGGAUCGGAACCGUCUGAACCGAUCGGACCCAGAAAGAGACACGGUUCGGGUUUAAGCUGGUUUUAUUGGACCACAGCAAACGCUGCACAUCAGGGCAAAGAGCCGAACACGAAGCAGAGACACGGAUCAGAACCAGGAAACUGCAAAAACACAAAAUAUCACCAAGAAACAGACGCAUCAAAAAUUAGAAUCAUUUUCACUCUGAUGGUUUUGUUUACAGAGAUUUUAUAAUUCAUUUGUUUAUUUAUUGUUUUUGGUUGUUUUGUUUUUAUUUUGAAUAUUUAACAUAAGUCCUACUUCAAGUCUUUAAUAUUCUUUUAAUAAAAUUAAAGUUUGUUAAUGUUAA